AUGGAGAGUGUGGGAAACGUUCGUAGUCUGACCAUAAACAAGUGUAACCUGUCGGACGACGCAGCGUACGAGUGUGUGGUGGACGACGAGAAGUGCUUCACUGAGCUCUUCGUCAAAGAGCCCCCGGUGACCAUCACGAAGCUGCUGGACGAUGUUCACACUGUGGUCGGAGAGAAGGUGGAGUUUGAGGUGGAGGUGUCUGAGGAGGGAGCUAACGUCAAGUGGAUGAAAGACGGAGUGGAGCUGAGCAAGGAAACGGCUGGGUCAAAGUACAGGUUUAAGAAAGACGGAAAGAGACACAUCCUGAUCAUCAAUGAAGCCACGAAGGAAGACAUCGGCACGUACCACGCCUUAACCAACGGAGGGGAGUCUAAGGCAGAGCUGGAGGUCGAAGAGGCAGAGCUGCAGGUCCUCCAGAGCAUCGCGGACCUCACGGUGAAGUCCUCGGAGCAGGCUGUGUUCAGGUGUGAAGUUUCAGACGAGAAAGUGACUGGAAAGUGGUUCAAAGAUGGAGUGGAGGUGCAGCCCAGCAACCGCAUCAAGAUAUCACACAUCGGCAGGGUGCACAAGCUCACCAUCGAUGACGUGAAACCCGGUGACGCUGGCGAUUACACUUUUGUACCCGAUGGACACGCGCUCACGCUCUCAGCCAAACUCAACUUCUUAGAAAUCAAGAUUGAGUACAAACCGAGACAAGAUCCUCCAAAGAUCCACCUGGACACGAGCAGCGGAGGAAACAAGAACUCCAUCACUGUUGUGGCCGGAAACAAGCUGAGGCUGGACGUGGAGAUCAGCGGAGAGCCGGAGCCCACCGUCUGCUGGAAGAGGGGCGAGGAGGUGAUCUCGGAGGCUGAGGGCAGAGUGCGUGUGGAGAAGAAGAAGGGGCUGUGCAGUUUCGUGAUAGAGGAAGCGAAGAAGAGCGACGAGGGGCCGUACGCCAUCACGGUGACCAACCCGGCCGGAGAGGACCACGCCGAGCUCUUCGUCAAGGUCGUGGAUGUGCCUGAGCCUCCAGAGAACGUGCGUUGUUCUUCAGUGGGGGAGGACUUUGCUGUGAUCACAUGGGACGCCCCUCCGUACGAUGGAGGGGUCCCUAUUAAAGGUUAUCUGAUGGAGAGGAAGAAAGUGGGCUCCUCGCGUUGGACCAAACUCAACUUUGAUGUUUUUGAAUCGACAACGUACGAGGCCAAGAAGAUGAUUGACGGCGUUCUGUACGAGAUGAGAGUGUACGCCGUCAACGGGAUCGGGGUCUCCGAGCCCAGCGCCACCUCCAAACCCUUCAUGCCCAUCGCCCCCACCAGUGAGCCGACUCGUCUGCAGGUGGAUGACGUCACUGACACCACCUGUGCUCUGAAGUGGCGCCAACCGGAGAAGAUCGGAGCAGGAGGCAUCCAGGGGUACAUCAUCGAGUACUGCGUGGAAGGAACGGACCAGUGGGUGCAGGCGAACGAGGUCCCAGUGGAGAAGACCCAGUACCGGGUGAAGGGGCUUCCCGUGGGGGAGAAGAUGCUGUUUCGCGUGGUGGCCGUGAACCUGGCGGGACGCAGCCCUCCGGCCGUCCUGGGCCAGGCCGUCACCAUCAGGGAGAUCGUGGAGACGCCAAAGAUCCGUGUGCCUCGUCAUCUUCGCUCCAAACUCAUCACUCGAGUCGGAGAGAAGGUCAACAUCGUCAUCCCCUUCCAGGGUAAGCCUCGUCCUGUGGUGACCUGGUUCAAAAAUGGAGUCCCUCUGGAGGACCGGUCUGUGGGGAUCAGGACCAGUGAGGUAGACUCCAUCCUCUUCAUCCGCACGGCUGCGAGAGAGCACUCCGGGAUCUACACCCUCAACGUGAAGAUCGAAAACAUGGAAGACAGCGCUGACAUUCACAUCCAGGUCGUAGAUCUACCAGGCCCCCCGGUGGCCAUACAUGUCACUGACGUCUGGGGCUUUAACGCGGCUCUCGAGUGGAAACCUCCCAAAGACGACGGAAACUGUGAGAUCCUCGGAUACACAGUGCAGAAAGCAGAUAUGAAGACUAAGGAGUGGUUCACUGUGUAUGAGCACAACCGCAGACCCAGCUGUACAGUGUCAGACCUGGUGAUGGGAAACGAGUAUUCCUUCAGAAUCUACAGUGAGAACAUCUGCGGACUGAGCGAGGAACCGGGGGUCAGCAAGAACACGGCCGUCAUCACCAAAUCAGAUUUGGAGUUCAACCCUCGUCCGUUCAGAGAGAAGGACAUGAGCCACUCGCCCAAGUUCACAGCGCCCCUAGUGGACAGGACUGUUGUGGCAGGCUACACCACGGCCAUCAGCUGCGCCGUACGCGGACAUCCCCGGCCAAAGAUCGUGUGGAUGAAAAACAACAUGAUUAUCGGGGAGGACCCAAAGUUCCUGAUGCAGAAUAACCAGGGGGUCCUGACUCUGAGGAUCCGUAAACCGAGUCUGUUCGACGGGGGGAGGUACGCCUGCCGCGCCAUCAACGAACUGGGCCAGGACGAGGUCGAGUGCAAGUUGGAGGUCAAAGUUGUUCAAGAGAAGGAAGAAGUGAAAGCAAAAUGAGUCUUCGAGCAUCAACACCUCUCGGAUCCUGAUUAAAAACAAAAACUGCAGCUUAAAUAAAUAAAACCUGUUUGCUUUAAAGGUGCACGGUGUAAUUUUUUUGGUUGGGGGUCCGUCACCUGCUUGUUUCCGUGGAUAUGUCAUUUCUGUGCCUGAAAUGUUCCACAUUGUGACAUUAAACAGAUUAUAGGUGUUUUUUAUAGCUCAAAAAUACCAAAAUAGCACCUGUAAAUUGCUCAGGUUUGGUUUCUGUAAAGAUAGAAAGGUUUAACACCAUUCUGUGAAACAUUCCGGACAAAGCGAUAACAUCUCCACGGAAAAAAAGGAUCCGACGGCCCCUCCGCCAGAAAAGUUACACAGUGCGCCUUUAAGAAUAACAUUGA
Molecule: messenger RNA, 2921 nt
Organism: Boleophthalmus pectinirostris (great blue-spotted mudskipper)
Lineage: Eukaryota; Metazoa; Chordata; Actinopteri; Gobiiformes; Gobiidae
Gene: mybpc2a
Product: myosin binding protein Ca
Exons: 19
Coding region: 1-2538 (845 amino acids)
Molecular function (GO): protein binding
Source: RefSeq, a predicted model, not a curated record